This is a messenger RNA of Cucurbita maxima (winter squash), 2474 nucleotides long. Its product is annotated as probable RNA helicase SDE3. The transcript has 3 exons. NCBI's taxonomy places the organism in Eukaryota, Viridiplantae, Streptophyta, Magnoliopsida, Cucurbitales, Cucurbitaceae. The record is from RefSeq and is a predicted model, not a curated record. Gene Ontology annotation, cellular component: nuclear RNA-directed RNA polymerase complex. Gene Ontology annotation, biological process: regulatory ncRNA-mediated heterochromatin formation. Bases 240 to 2444 code for a protein of 734 amino acids.
GUACUACAUAUUACUACGUACGAGGUGAUUUUCAGUGACUUGUCUUUUCUUUCAGUUCACAUCUAGCUUAACACAGAAGCAAAGAUUCCUCGCAUCUUCUUCUUCUUCUUUUUCUUCUCUUGCAUUCUUCGAUUGCUCGAUCGUCACUAUAAUCAGAGGCUGAAAUCAACAGAUUCUUGUACGGAUUCUUUUGCGCUCUUCUGAGUCUUUUUCUUCUUUCGGAUCGAUUCAGGAGGACGAUGUGGAUGAUUAUAAAUUUUCUGCGUCGCAUUUUUGGGAUCGAUCGUCCCGAGAAUGACAAUCGUGGAAAAGCUCGGCAGAUUCGCGUUUUUGCAAGCUCUUACACGGGAUCGAAAUCGGAGUUCGACAAAGGCGGCUAUUCGAGAAGGUUUCAUCCGAGUAGGUAUCAGUUAAGCCAAUCAGUUAUAUCAAUCAAAAUUCGUCCGAAUUACGGUAGGCCUAUGAGAGAUUUAAUUAAGGAACCUAAAUCUCUGUUUGAGUCGCUUGUGAAGACACAUACAGUCAGACCAUCGGCUUCAAUUAAGAACUCGGAAUCUUCGUCCAAGUCCGCAGUGAAGACAUAUGCUACCGGACAGUCGACUUCAAUCGAGAAACUGAAAUCGACGUCUACGGUCGUCGGACAAUUUGAUUCAGUUAAGGCAUCGGAAUCCGUUAGCGUUUCGAUAGCUUCAGAGCCUUCUUCUGAGUUCAUUGCGAAGACAUACGCCACCGCACAGUCGACUUCAGUUAACAAAUCGGAAUCCGUCAGGGUUUCGAGAGCUUCAGAGCCUUCUUCUGAGUUCAUCUCGAAUAUCUACGCCACCGCACAGUCGACAUCAAAUAAGAAAUCGGUAUCAGAUAGUCCUUCGAGAGCUUCAAUUUCUUCAUCGAAUUUCUUCGUGACAACACAUAUUACCGGUAAAUCGGCUUCUCCUAAACCGGCGGUGCAUCUGCCUGAAGUUACCGCCGAGCCACCGUCGACCUCGAACCCGACUCUGCGUCCAGUUUCUGGCCAUGGAAGAAAUCAGUCGGCGUACAUUCUGGAGGCGAACAGUUCCUUGGCCUUGUACUUAAUUCCUAAAGACGUUGAAGAGUUGAUAAAAAACGACGUCGUUCCUCCAGUUCUGAGAUAUCCCGUUUGUCCUGUGACUUACAAGUCUUAUUUUGCUGCUCUUCUCUACGCCGAGGACUCUUAUUGUAAGAAAUGGAGCGACUACAAAUUGGAAAGCGUGAAUUUAGAGCUCCAAGCAAUUGCGAUUCGUAAACAAGCAAAUAGGCAAGGGAGAAUCAACGGCGAUGAAAAUUUCUAUAAAACCUUUGCGGCAUUUGAGUUUGAUUCAGUUCCUGAGAGGCGGCCGUUUCUACUGUCGAGGGAUUUGGUCUACGCACGACUCUCCGGUACCGAUGACGAGCCAUUUCAGGGUUUCGUCUAUCGAGUUUCUUCGAGUCAUAGGUCGAGGAAGGGAAGGGUUCUUUUGGUUGAUUUUGGAGAAGAUUUUUAUGAAUGGCAUCAUGAAACCAACAAAUAUGAUAUCAGUUUCACUUUCAACAGAGUUUGUUUAAAAAGAGCUCACCAAGCCAUAGAAGAAGCAUCUGAUUCAUUGUUCCAGAAUAUCCUUUUUCCUGAAUCCAUGUCAAGAACAAGACAUCCCACCAUUCAAGUUACACAUUCUACCCAUCAACGUCUUGAUCCUGCUCAAAACAAUGCAGUCCAUCACAUUUUGAACCUUCAUAGCUCACCACCUUAUCUGAUCAACGGUCCACUGUGCAUACACGUCAACGAUUGGGCCCGGAAUCGAACGUUCGAGCUUUCGAGAACGGGCACAAUCAUUAAAGAAGCAGUGAUUCAGAUUUACUCAACCUCUCCCAAUUGCAGAAUCCUAAUCUGUGCUCCUAAAAACUCAACAUGUGAUGAGCUGAUGAUAUCUUUGAAGAAGGUGAUUCCCGAGUCCAACAUGUUUCGUGCUAUCGCCGCUUUUCGAGAGCGAGACGAGGUACCAUAUGACAUAUUGUCUUCGUGUUAUUACAACGAGGACGAGGAGUGUUUCAGUUCUCCAAUACUCGACAAGCUCCGCGAAUACAAGAUUAUAUUCUCGACGUAUAUGAGUAGCUUCCGCCUACAUGCUAAAGGCUUGGCUGCUGGACAUUUCAACCAUAUUUUCUUGGUCGAUGCAUCGGCAGCUAUCGAGCCCGAGACGUUGGUGCCUUUGACUAAGUUCGCUACAAAUGCAACCAGUGUUAUAGUUACUGGACAGACAGGGAACCAACCUAAUUAUGUUCGGUCAACAAUCGGUCGAAGAAAUGGAUUGAAGACAUCCUAUUUUGAAAGACUUGAGGUAAGCUUGCCAUAUAUAGACCUUAAUCCUCAGUUCAUUUCAGGCUUAGAGGAACAGCCAGGAAGUAAUGGCGAAGUUGUUGGGUUCAUUGGUACAUAUAUGUAUUAACAUACCAUUUUAUAUAUAUAUAUAUAUAUA